This is a messenger RNA of Salmo salar (Atlantic salmon), 1400 nucleotides long. Lineage: Eukaryota; Metazoa; Chordata; Actinopteri; Salmoniformes; Salmonidae. The record is from RefSeq and is a predicted model, not a curated record.
UGGGGUGAGAGGAGUAGGAUUGGUCUAUGGUGGUCAACCUCCAGAGCGACCCCCGCCUUCAUCCUCUGUCCCAGCCCAGUGAAGGUGCAUGCCUCUGAGACACACACACCAUGGCCACGGGACAUACGCCAGCCAAGACCAGGCUAGACCUGGAGGACAUAGUGGAGCAGGAGACUCCUCUGUGGGUCCCACCCCUGGGGAUUCCUCCAGACAGAUACACAGCAGAGGGACUACUGGAGGAAGUAGUCGAGGUAGAGGCAGAGGAACCAGCCCAGGAGGAUGACUCUGUUUCACUCUCCAUCUCUAUCCACAGUUACACCAGGCCUCUGGUGAAGGACAGGGACCCAAGGGGAGUCAACAAGUGUCUAAAGGUGACGUUUGAGGACAUGAUAGCCGAGCCCCCCUCGGUGCGGAGCUUCGAUAAGGUGUGGCUGUGGAGCCACGCCCUGUUUGAAGUGUCCCGUCUCUGGUGCUACCGGCUCAUCUCCCUCCUCCUGGCUGUGCCCGUCUCUCUGGUAGCAGGGAUCCUCUUCGCUGUCCUCAGCUGCCUACACAUCUGGCUGAUCAUGCCCUGUAUGCAGCUCUUCCUGAUCAACAUGCACUGGGUUCAGACCGUGUGGAGUAGUUUGUUAAACAUCGCCAUCACUCCCUUCUUUAAGAAAUGCAUGCCAUCAAAGAGGUGGAUCCCUAGCAUCUAUCACCUACAGUACAAUGACGAGUUUGAGCAUGCUCUUUCCCUGGUAGAAGAUGGAUGUGCCUGGGUUGACGGGAGCCAUGGGAUAAAACACCCAAUUUCUUGUCUCCAAAAUAAAACAGGCUUUGAUGACAUCAGCUGUUCCAGUAAAGUCAACACCGCCAACACUCUCCUUGCGAGAUAGAUACUUCGUACUUCAUAGUGUAGAGGAGUCUAAACAGAGAGUGCAAAGGGAUUUUGCCAAUACUCUGAUUUUCUUUUGCACACAAACUGUUUUGAGUUGACUUUAAGUCGAAUACUUAGAGACAAUAUCAUAAAGGGUGAUUGCUACAGAGACAUACAUAAUCAUACAUUGAUUCAACUGUGUUGAAUUGUAUUUUUUUUAUUGUAUUAUUUUGUCUGGUUUUGCAUUGGAAUUGCCACUGUAGUGUUGUGGAAGCUAUCUUUAAAAUACAGCACCAACCAUUUAGGUACAUUAAAACAUUUAAAUGUAAAUAAUAAUAAUAAUUAAAGGUUUGAUUCCCUUAUAAUCCCAUUUCAAAACGAACUGUAUAUUUACAAACAUAUACAGUUAUUCUCAAUACUUAAUCUAAAAGGGCAUAUAGCCUAUAUCCAUUAUAUCUGGAAUAUCAAGGUGGAAUUGUCGUGUCCUGUACAUCCCUCAUUGCUUCCUUGCCUAUCUUUUUAAUAAAAACUUUCAGCAUCA